Colletotrichum destructivum is the source of this 1546-nucleotide messenger RNA. RefSeq names its product Putative prolyl 4-hydroxylase, alpha subunit. NCBI's taxonomy places the organism in Eukaryota, Fungi, Ascomycota, Sordariomycetes, Glomerellales, Glomerellaceae. Bases 483 to 1334 code for a protein of 283 amino acids. Gene Ontology annotation, molecular function: L-ascorbic acid binding; procollagen-proline 4-dioxygenase activity; iron ion binding. Gene Ontology annotation, cellular component: endoplasmic reticulum. Gene Ontology annotation, biological process: peptidyl-proline hydroxylation to 4-hydroxy-L-proline. The transcript has 2 exons. The record is from RefSeq and is a predicted model, not a curated record.
CCCGGCAACUCGCACCAGGCACCCGUCACUCACACCCUGAUCCGAUGUCCAGACUCACAUCAGGAAGCACUGAUUCCUCCGGCCUGUGACGCCCGAGGAACACAUCAACUGUUCCAGGAACAGUCACCAAUCCAAAUGAGAGCCGCUACCCCCUGAGAGGACAAGUGUUUGAUGAACAGCGCCGCCUGAGGCCAAUUCAACACCGCCACUUGCCGGCCCGUGAACCAACCAGCAAGUAAACUAAACACCUAAGCCAAGCAGGCAGCCCCUUGGAUUUGGCGCGCAGGCAGCGAGAUUCCUUUUCUUGUAAAAAUAUUUGUAUCAGUUCUUAAGGAUCUUCGUUGUUCAACAACCGUUUUCCCGCCUCCUACGCUGCAGUUUCAUUCACCCUAGAGCGCCAAUACCGAUCUUGGCAGGACAACACAGCCAGCCAUACCUCCCCAACACCAGCGCGCCCAGCAAAGCCCACCCGAACCCUCGAUAUGCCCAUGAAACCGCAGAAGACGUCCUACACAUCCAAUGACGUCGCCGUCCCCGCCGACUUCCUCUCCAGGCCGCCGCCCCCCGGCGCGCCGCCCGUGACGCUGAGAAAGAUCGACUGGUCCGCGACGCCGCUGCCCGAGAACGGGCCGCGCUACGCCGCCGUGAUCGACAACGUGCUCACCGCCGACGAGUGCGCGCGGCUGGUCCGCAUGGCUGAGGACAGCGCCAAGGAUCGCGGCGACGCGGGCGACGAGCCGUGGCAGCCGGCCAUGGUGAACAUCGGGCCCGGGUGGGAGGUGCUCGAGCCGCACUACCGAAACAGCGACCGCAUCAUCUGGGACCAGCAGGAGGUCGUCGACCGGCUGUGGGCGCGGUGCCGGCUCGCUCCCGGGCUGGAGGACCAGCUGAAGGAGGUGGCCGGCGUGGGGAAGACGAGAAAGGGAGAGGAGACGCGGUGGGUGUUUAACCGGUUCAACAAGCGGAUGAGGUUUCUGAGGUACCAAAAGGGGCAGUUUUUCAGGCCACACUGCGACGGCCCCUACGGCGAAGAGGGCGCGGAUGGGACCGUCUUCCGGACGUGGCACACCGUCCACCUCUACCUCAACGACUCGGUGGCCGAGGUCGGGCCAGAGAAGUCAGGCCUCGUGGGGGGCGCGACGACGUUCCUGUCGGGCGACGAGAAGCGGCGGGUCGACGUCGACCCGCGGGCCGGCAGGGUGCUCAUCUUCCAGCACGCGGGGCUGUACCACUGCGGCGACGACGUCGUCGAGGGGACCAAGCUCACUAUGAGGACCGACAUCCUAUACGAGCUGGUGAAGACCAAGAUCGAGAAGGGUCGUCAGAGUCGGUGAAAAAGGAACUAGGGGGGGGAGUACACAACAUCGUUGAGGUCCGUUUGUUUGUGUGCUUGUCGUCGACUACAUUUCGGCCCCGAAGAUCAAAGGUGAAAUUCCGGACGCAGCAGCCGUAUAAGCAAACCAGUCGCCCACGCACGACUCACACAGCAAUAAAUCGAAUCAGUUAGUUAGUUAGUAGCAUGCAAUUCAGCCAAAAAGCAAAAGAA